AUGGUAAUAGUGCCCAGAAUAGAAUAUCAACUAGCAGCUAUCGUUUUAACGAAAAGAGAGUGUGAAAAUUUGAUGACAAAAUUAAGCAGUAUAAUUAAAAGAAGAGCGAAACUUGCGAAAUCGACACCAAAUUUUAUAUUAUACGAGAAAGAGAUUAUGGGAGUUAAACAUAUAUAUGAUUUGCAAAUAGAAAUACUAUGCAAAAAUUUAUUAUAUCAAGCAAACGGCAAUGAAAAACUAAAAACUUUAUUUUUAAUUAAAAUUUCGCAAGAACAAAAAAAUAUAUGGACAUCGAAAUGUCCUGGUGAAAUGAAAAUUGAGAGUAAAUGUCAUCACAAUUGGAUAUUAGCUGCAAUUAAAGCUUUAAAUGAAGUGAAUAUAACCUUAUGCAACCACGAAAUUAAAAAUAUAAAUGAAGAUCACAGAAUAAAAGGAGGAAGAAUAGACAUAGUAGAAAUUUUGGGGAAAAAAUUCAUAAAAAACAGCGCUAUUUCAAGAAGAAACAAAGACAUUAUGUUCUUAGAAGACCUUCUCGAAGCGGAUGGUAUAAAUAUGUUAAAAUGGAAACACUUAUGCAAGGAGAAAGGAUUAAACACGAAAGGGAAGACUCCAAAAUGGUUUAAAGAUAUAGAAAAUAAAAUUUUAGAAGAUGGAAAUAAUAUAAUUAGAAAAAUAAAAAAGGAAUAUAUAGGACAAGUCACAAAAAGUAACAUUCAUAUCAAUCUUUUUGAUGAGAACGAGAAAAAAGGGAAAAAUCAGAUUAUCACAUGGAACGUAGAAGGAGAUUUUCCAAUUUUUUGCGAGGAUAAGAAAAAAUCUCAAAGUAAAAAAUGCAAGAGAAUAGGCUUACAUUUAGAACUCGUCAAUGACAAGAUAGAUAUAAAUAAUUCUCCUUUUCUAAAAAAAUGCAAAGGAUGUGAUAGAAAUAUUGAUACGAAAAAAAUUAAACCGAAAGUAGACGAGAGAGGCAAAAAGAUUUAUGGUUUUAAAAUCAUGUGGAAAAUUUUAGAAGAGAAAAAUAAUAUAAUUGAAGAAAAUUCGGAAAUAACUUUAUUAGCAAAACACGAUGGUAACAACGAAAACGAAUUUAAGAUAAUACUAAGGAGUUUAAUUAUAGGUUUAUUAAUAAUAGAAAAUGAUAGCGAGAUAGUAUUGGGAAUCAAUGAGAACGUACAAAAAUUAAUUUUUGAUUUUAAAAACAAUUUUAGUAACAGAAGGAAAAUAGAUAGUGAUUAUUAUUUGGAAUUACUAUUUAUUGAAAAUUUUUUAGAAGAUAAUGAAAUGAAAAUUGCAGAGAUGAACGAAUACGAUUAUAGAUUAUUAAAGAAAUUGAGAGUUAUAGCGAGGGAAAUUUUAAAUGAAGAAAUCAAUACGAUAAAAUAUAACUUUGAGAUAAAUAACGAAGCCUUAUUAGUCAAUGAAUUCAACCUAUAUUGGAAUCAAAGACUGAUUACUGGAGGAUAUACUAGAGGUUGGAGGAAAAAAGUAACAAAUGCAAUAUGGAAGAACGAGAUGUUAAAUAGUAACAGAUUAGAUGAUUUAUUCAUGUAUAAUUUUAAGAAAGAAUUUGAUUGGAAAAACACAUUAGAAUUCAUAAGUAAUAGAACAGAAUUUUCAAAAAGACAAUGUGGUGACAAAGAUACAUAUGAAAGAUUCUAUAGAAUCAAGAAUCUUUUAAAAGAACAACCAACUUACGAAGCGCUAUAUCAAAGAAAUACAAACAAAAUCGAGGAUAACAAAUGCAUUAGGUGCAAGGAAAACGAAAUCGAAAGUUGGGAACACAUAUGGAUCUGUAAUGACAACGAAUCAACUCUAAAUGAAAUUAUAUAUGAUUCGUUAAAUCUGUUCGAGCAACAAUUAAAAAAUUCCAAUCAAGAAGAAAAUAUAGAAAUAUUGAGAAAUUUCAGUUUUGAUUUCUUAAAUGUAUUGGAAAGUCCUUCAGUAGUUUUAAGAGGCAAAAGCAGAAUUUGGGAAUUGAUUAGAGGUAUAUAAAAUAAUCAGUUUAAUAAUUUAUCUAAGAAGAAAGAAGAGAUAAUGUUAAUAAAAGAACUAUGGAGAUUUACAUAUAACGAGAUCAAAAAUCGUAUUUGGAUUCCAAGAUGCAACGAAGUUAAAAGAUUAGAAGAAAUAGAGAAUAUUAAAAAGGCCGAUCUAAGAAAACGGAAAAAUGAUCAGGAAGAAAAACUGGACGAGGACGGAGAAAAAAUAAAUAAAAAAAA
This is a messenger RNA of Rhizophagus irregularis DAOM 181602=DAOM 197198, 2219 nucleotides long. NCBI's taxonomy places the organism in Eukaryota, Fungi, Glomeromycota, Glomeromycetes, Glomerales, Glomeraceae. The record is from RefSeq and is a predicted model, not a curated record.